Passer montanus (Eurasian tree sparrow) is the source of this 2329-nucleotide messenger RNA. RefSeq names its product general transcription factor IIB (gene GTF2B). Lineage: Eukaryota; Metazoa; Chordata; Aves; Passeriformes; Passeridae. The transcript is spliced from 7 exons. The record is from RefSeq and is a predicted model, not a curated record. Bases 922 to 1962 code for a protein of 346 amino acids. Gene Ontology annotation, molecular function: TBP-class protein binding; RNA polymerase II general transcription initiation factor activity. Gene Ontology annotation, cellular component: transcription preinitiation complex; nucleus. Gene Ontology annotation, biological process: transcription preinitiation complex assembly; transcription initiation at RNA polymerase II promoter.
AUCUUAGUUUGUGAAAGCAAAUAACCUGCAGUAGAGGAAGAUUAAGACCCAUAGCUCAUAUUAGAUAAUUGCAGUGACUCUCUACAUACCUGCCUGCCUUCUCUGUAUGCAGAAAUUGCAUCAGUUUAAAUAAAGUGGAAAGUGCUAAGUUACAUAAUUACUAUUUUAUUUCCCAAAAUAGUUAUGUGUGGUGUUCUGAAAGUAUUCAGUCUUCAAUACAAUUAUAAAAGUGGCAUCUGAAAUAGGAAUUCUGUUUACUUAUGGCUACCUUGUAUUUAUUACAUGGAUGAAUCUACAAAGCAAAAUAGAAAAAACUUGGCUUAACAAUCAGAUGUGCAGUGACGUAAUUAUUUGUGUCAUUAUUUUUCUUUCCAUGUUACAACACUGGCAAUGUCAGACCAAACUUACUUCAAACUCUUUGGAUCAAGGAGGGCCAUGGAGGUGGGCCUGAUGCUGUUCUGUGGAGCUCAAUUAGCUUGGUUUCAAGCACAGUAUAUAAAUUACUUGUUUCACAGGAAGUCAAUAUGGAGAAUUUCUUUCUAGCUACCUCCUUUUCCACUUCUUUCUGCAAUCUUUUAAUCUGUGGAUGGGUUUCCCACACUCACAAGCAAUCCAGGUAGGUGACUUCUUAAGGCUGUGUGCUGUGUCCUCUGUGGUCUUUCUAUGUUCUUCUCACAGGCUGUCCUGCUUUCAGAUGGGAUAGAACUAAUUUUAUUCUCAGUACCUGGUACAGUGCUGUGUUUUGGAUUUAGCAUGGGAAUAAUGUUGAUAACACACGGAUGUUUUGGUUGUUGCUAAGUUGUAUUUAUCCUAAAUCAAGGACUUUUUUGUGUCUCCUACUCUGCCAGUGAGGAGGAGCAAAAAACUAAAAAAAGCUGUGAGGGAACAUAGCUGGACAAGUGACCUGAACUGGCCAAAGGGAUGUUCACACCGUGGAAUGUCAUGCCCAGUACAUCAGCUGGGGAGCUAGAGGGAAGGGGAAGCCCACCAGGGCUUCAGGAAUUGGGUCUGGCAUCAGUCAGUGGGUGUUUGGAUGUGCUUCCAAGGGUGACUUGCCCAAAUCAUCCAGAUUCCAUUUUAGUGGAGGAUUACAGAGCUGGUGAUAUGAUUUGUUCUGAGUGUGGGCUAGUAGUAGGUGACCGGGUCAUAGACGUGGGGUCGGAGUGGAGAACGUUCAGCAAUGACAAAGCAACCAAAGACCCAUCUCGAGUCGGGGAUACCCAGAAUCCUUUGCUCAGUGAUGGUGACUUGAGUACAAUGAUUGGCAAGGGCACAGGUGCAGCAAGUUUUGAUGAAUUUGGGAAUUCAAAGUACCAAAAUCGCAGAACUAUGAGCAGCUCUGAUCGUGCGAUGAUGAAUGCUUUCAAAGAAAUUACCAACAUGGCAGACAGAAUCAACCUCCCUAGAAAUAUAGUUGAUCGAACAAAUAAUUUAUUCAAGCAAGUGUAUGAGCAAAAGAGCCUGAAGGGGAGAAGUAAUGAUGCUAUUGCUUCUGCUUGUCUCUACAUAGCCUGUAGGCAAGAGGGUGUUCCAAGAACAUUUAAAGAAAUAUGUGCAGUGUCCAGGAUUUCAAAGAAAGAAAUAGGCCGGUGUUUUAAACUUAUUUUGAAAGCUCUGGAAACCAGUGUUGAUUUGAUUACAACUGGAGACUUCAUGUCACGAUUCUGUUCUAAUCUGGGUCUUCCCAAGCAAGUACAAAUGGCAGCAACACAUAUUGCCCGUAAAGCUGUGGAAUUAGAUUUGGUUCCUGGGAGAAGCCCUAUCUCUGUAGCAGCUGCAGCUAUUUACAUGGCAUCACAGGCUUCUUCAGAGAAAAGGACACAAAAAGAAAUUGGUGAUAUUGCUGGUGUGGCUGAUGUUACGAUUAGACAGUCAUACAGGCUGAUCUAUCCUCGAGCUCCAGAUCUUUUCCCAGCAGACUUCAAGUUUGAUACCCCAGUAGACAAGCUACCACAGCUGUGAGAUUGCAGAGGGUUAAUUUCUGUUAACCCCCCCCCCAAAAAAAAACCCCAACAAAAACUCUUUAUUUUUGCCUAUAAUAAAGGAUGUACAAAGUGUUAAUAUUGGGUCUUCGUGUUGUGGAACUGGAGGAUAUGGAGAUGGAGCAAACUGCUGGAAGGCAGCAUACAUUCCAAGGGUAAACAAGCUGAUUGUGUGGCAUUUUGUAUGUAUAUAUUAGUGGAAGUAAAUAUUUAAUAUCUGUUGCAACAAAUUUCAUUUGAUACUGUUGUACUUAUUUAGAUUUCUUUUGUAGGGAUCUAGUAAGAUGUAUUUUGGAGACUUUAAAAUAUUGUGUAAUUCCCAAAUAAACUGUUUUCCAAAAACACCA